CCGACAGUUAUCGUGUGAGAAACUUCUUAACAUUAGAAAUGGACAAAGACUCUGCAAAGCAGACACAGACUAGCGGUUCUCCAGCCCUCAGCAGAGGUCAUGAGCGACAAAGGUCAUCUAUUGGAGAGGUUGACAUGACGUGGGGCAGGAGGGCCAGUAGGACCCUCAUCAUAAGCAGAAAGCUCUCUGAAAGUGAACAGGUCUACAAUCUGAGUAGAGUGGAGGGGGAAACCCCAGAAGGAGAGGGACCACUGGAGGAGAAAAGUACAAGACUUUCUUCAACAGACGAAGAAAGCUGCGAUACACCUGUGGCGAAAGUGACAGCCAGGAAGAGGAAGGCCAGCACCGAUGGUGACGGAGCCGACACAGAACAGAAGAGGAGCCCGGACCUGAACGACACCAAACAGAUCCAACAGGAUUUGUCCGCAGGUGCCCUGAGAGCUGAAUUUGAGGCCAAAUAUCAGCAACAGGAUCUGCUGGGUGAAGGAGGAUGUGGAUGUGUGUAUGCUGGCUAUCGCAGAGAAGAUAAUCGGCCUGUUGCCAUCAAACGCGUACCAGAGGAAAACAUCCUCUGCAAACACGUGGACGAUGCUGGGAGGCAGCUCUCCGUGGAGGUCGCCGUCAUGCUGAGACUACAGGAGGAAACACGUGGAUCAGUGGGGGCUUCAGCACCCGUGGCCCUACUGGACUGGUACGAUCUAGGCCAGGAGCUGAUCCUGGUGCUGGAGAGACCGGUCCCUGCCGUUGACCUAUUUCACUACGUCGAAGGCAACGGGGGCUCCUUACCAGAGGAGGAGGCCAAGAUCAUUCUUAAACAGCUGGUAGAUGCAGCAGUUGACCUCCAGGAGAAGCACAUUUUUCACCGGGACAUUAAGGUGGAAAAUAUAUUGAUCGAGACCGGCUCGGACGUUCCACGCGUUCGCCUUAUUGAUUUUGGACUGAGCCGCUUCGUCAAGAAAGGGGCCUUGUACCGCCAAUACUACGGUACCACUGCCCACGUUCCUCCAGAGUGGUACAGCCGUGGCCAAUACAGUGCCGGACCCACCACGGUGUGGCAGAUGGGAGUGGUCCUGUUUGAAACGCUCCAAACUGAUGAAUAUUUUGAGACCAGAAAGUUCAUGCAAAAGUUGCUGACGAUCAGUGAGACGCUGUCCGAAAAUUGCCAGGAUUUCUUGCGAGCGUGUUCCAUUGAAGACCCCAAACAGCGUCCUACCCUGACACAGAUCAGGCUUCACCCAUGGCUAAACUAAACACACACACACACACACACACACACACACACACACACACACACACACACACAUUAAAUAUAUCAAGCCAUCCAAUCCCAAACUAGUCAUCCAAUUAAUAAAGAUGCUCCCUCUUUCACUCUUACAGGAGAACGUGAGGAACUCCUGCUUGCCAUCUUCAGGGACUCAAAGAUUCAAGGAAGCAGAACUCCUGGUUGACAUCUUUAAGGACGCCACCAUCAUCCAUAGCCAUUCUGCAGCAUAUGGUUAUGCUACACUUGCACAUCCAGAAGGAGAACGUGAGGAACUCCUUUUGCAUGUCUUGUAGCACACCCAGCCAUCCGUGGAGAGGGGAUUUCUCUUUGAAUUGCCUUUCCCGAGGUUUCUUCCCAAUUUCCAUUUCCCAUCGGGAUUUUGGGGAGUUUUUCCUCGUCUUCUUAGAGAGCUUGG
This is a messenger RNA of Cyclopterus lumpus (lumpfish), 1679 nucleotides long. RefSeq names its product serine/threonine-protein kinase pim-1-like. NCBI's taxonomy places the organism in Eukaryota, Metazoa, Chordata, Actinopteri, Perciformes, Cyclopteridae. Gene Ontology annotation, biological process: negative regulation of apoptotic process; regulation of mitotic cell cycle; protein autophosphorylation. Gene Ontology annotation, molecular function: ATP binding; protein serine/threonine kinase activity. Bases 39 to 1250 code for a protein of 403 amino acids. Gene Ontology annotation, cellular component: cytoplasm. The record is from RefSeq and is a predicted model, not a curated record. The transcript is spliced from 11 exons.